UCCCGUGCUCGGACCCCGGUAUGAGGUGACAGUGUGGUGGCACAAUGGCCUUGGAGGCCUCUCUAGUGGAGUUCCGCAGGCGCUGGAGGGCAGAAAUAAGCGGGGAACCCACAGCCCCGGCCGGCCCGCUAUCGCCAAAGCGCCGACGGUCAGGAGAAAGCCCGGAGCCCGCUUACCAGAGUCGGGAAGAAGGUGCGCUCAGGAAAUGUCUACCCGGAUCUCCGGCCUGGGACACAGAAAUAGCUGGGUGCCGCUUCCUGCAGCUGGCGGAGAGUUUGCUGGACGACGGGCCAGUCACUACACCAGGGAAGGAAGAGAAGCCGAGCUACCAUGACAGGAGCAGCAGCCUGGUGGAGCAGCUCAUCCAUGACCUGAAUGAUAUAAAUGAAAUCCCUUUCUUUGACAUUCAACUACCAUAUGAAAUUGCCCUAAAAAUCUUUCACUACCUGGGGAAACAAGAACUUGGAAGAUGUGCACAGGUAAGCAAAGCGUGGAAGGUACUUGCCGAAGAUGAGAUCUUGUGGUACCAUGUUUGCCAAAUGGAAGGGUUCCUGACGGACAGUAAAGUUACCGCGUGUACAUCUUGGAAGGAAGCUCUAAAAGAGAGGCGCACUCAGGAGAGCCUGCUGAGGACAAACUGGAAGAAUCGUAUCGGCACUGUGAGCCAGCUGCAUUAUGAACUGGGGAAGGUGUUGUGUGAUGUUCAUACAUCUGAUGGAGUUGUCUUAGCGGGAUACACAUCAGGUGAUGUUCGUCUGUGGGAUACAAGAACUUCAGGACUUGCUGAAUCUUUUCUCGAAACCACCCAUCAUCUGGAUCAUUCGGCACAAAGUCAUCAAGUUUCUUUCGUUCAGAUAAACAAGUCCUUGGCAGUGGCUGCUUAUGAGGAUGGUUCCGUCGAUGUUUGGUGUAUUCAUGCUAGGCGGGAACCUAUCCAUUACUAUCGUCACAACCAAAAAAUCCAGGCACUAGCCCUGUGCCCAGAAACAGCUGCUAUAGCAACAGCAUCUAGUUUUGAAGUAAAAGUGGAGAGUCCUGAUGAUCGAGGGUACUGGCGAAGUAGCUGCAUUUUUCAUACUCAAAAACUGGUUAAUUUCCUCCAUUUGAUUCAUAGCUCCGAAGGAUGUCCUGUUGCUGUUGCUGCUGCUGAAGAAAUAGUAUAUCUCUUAAAACCAGAAGUCCCUGAAAAGAUAUUGCACUCUACAUAUGGCCACACAGUCACCAGCUUAGAUGUUUCUCUUGAUCAAGCAGCAUUUGGAGUCAAAAGUUAUGGCUGGUUCUCAAAUAAUGGCAAUAAGAUUCAUGUAUACAACCUGCAGACUGGUCAGUGCCUCACAAACUUGGGUAACUCUGCCGGAGACUUUUCCUGUAUUAAUUUAAAAGAUAGCCCCCCUAAUCUUCUGGUAACUGGAAACCGAGAUCGGAGGGUACGUGUGUAUGACAUGCGAUGCAGCAAAUCUCUCUGUUCUUUCUAUGCUCACCACUUGGGGGUGUCAGCUGUCCGUAUGGAUGACUGGAAGGUGGUCUCUGGAGGAGAGGAGGGUUUGAUCUGUACAUGGGACCAGAGGAUGGGCACCAAACUCUGGGAGAUGCAUGCAAGGCAUCCUGUCCGUUACAUUUGGUUCAGUUCCCAAACCCUGAUCACUGCAAACAUUCCUGAUGAAAAGAACCCCCGAGGGGCAAGCAUUAUGGAUGAUGAUCUUACUGCUCAUAGAAGACACCGAGGUACCAUUAAUGUUCAUGACUUCUCUGUGGAUCAAAGGUCUUUUGAGAGUAUCCUCCCUAUUUGUCGUUCUUCCUACAAUGAGGUGACGGGAUACAAUUACAACAUUGGCUUGGCUGUCCCCUAUGACCAUGUGUGAAAGAAGGAACAUACUUGCUGCUUGACAUUACAGCACCUUCACAGCUUGAAAGAUCUUACCCCUCUAAAAAUAAAGCGUGUCAGUACUAAAGAGAAUACUGUAUGGUUCUCCAGAAUCCAGCCAGUCAUGAUAUUCUUGUAUGAAGGGUGUGCUUUAUCUUUGAUCACGGAUACAAUGACAUGCCAGGCAUGUCAACACAAUACUGUUCUGCUCUUGUUGCUAGACACAAGAGUUCUGUGUAGCAGCAGUGUUUUACAGAUGGCAGUGUUUGUGGUAUAAUGGAUCGUCCUUGGGAAUGAUUUACUGUGAACUAUUUGACAUUUGUAAAAUGCCUGCCUACCUUUUUCUAAAGAUGAUUCAUUGUUAAAAUAUGUUGUAUGGGACAUAAAAAUGAUUAUAGGUAAAAUGACUUUAUAAAGGUCAGACAUGCCCGCUGCCAAAUGUCAUAAGACCAUCUGGUAAUUAGCAUACAGUGCCACUUAGUGACUUAUUUUGUGUUUAU
Nanorana parkeri is the source of this 2364-nucleotide messenger RNA. RefSeq names its product F-box and WD repeat domain containing 8 (gene FBXW8). Bases 45 to 1862 code for a protein of 605 amino acids. Gene Ontology annotation, molecular function: protein binding. The record is from RefSeq and is a predicted model, not a curated record. The transcript has 11 exons. NCBI's taxonomy places the organism in Eukaryota, Metazoa, Chordata, Amphibia, Anura, Dicroglossidae. Gene Ontology annotation, cellular component: preribosome, large subunit precursor.